Molecule: messenger RNA, 1859 nt
Organism: Diachasmimorpha longicaudata
Lineage: Eukaryota; Metazoa; Arthropoda; Insecta; Hymenoptera; Braconidae
Exons: 8
Coding region: 227-1708 (493 amino acids)
Source: RefSeq, a predicted model, not a curated record
CGAAAUUGCAUAUUGACGAUCUCUCUCGUAUUAUCAAAUGAUCCAGCCAUUGUUCUCAUCAAUAACGAAAUGAAAAAUAAUUCAUGAGCCUUGAUUUUUUUUAUGGUGAAACAUAUAUUCAUUUUAUACAAGAUUACAAAUACUAUGACCAAUGUUCUCAUUGUCAAGUUCUUUACCUUAUGGAAUAAAAAAAAGACAAACGUGUUAGUCAUCACUGUCAAUAGUCAUGGAAAACACAACGAACCACGAUAAAAUUGAUAAAAUACAAGAGGACCUACAAGUGUUUGCUUCUUUGUGGUCAUCCUUGCGAGCCAGAUAUGAAGGGACAAACAUUACGAAAACAAUUGCUAGUCUUCUCCAAAUGUACCGACCAGAGGACGGUAUUCAAGAAUAUGAAAGACUUUUGAAAACUGUAUUCGUAUUGCUGGAAGAUUUUGAUAUGAAUGGCUUGAGACUCCUGGUGUCCAUGGUACCUCCUCCAAAAGAUGUAUCUCAAGACGUUGUCAAAGAUAUAUUUUUCAAGGCUACUGGAUUUUCUAAACAUGAAGCCCCAAUGUUUUACCAAAAAGAGUCUUUAACCCCAGGUGUUAUAAAUUCAACUAAUAACAGAGGAAAAAACAAGAGUGAAACUGCGUCGAUAAAAAUUUGUGGAGACACAGCGAUGUCUAAUGGUCAUCAAAUACCUCUGCAAUGUUCUUCACAAGACAAUGAUUUAAUCAUCAAGCAGAGUAAUGAAAAGUUGAAUUAUUACUCCUUAAACAAUGGACAGUUGAUCAUGGAUUCUGAAAAUUUACCACAAGCUGUUAAAAUAAACUGGAUGCCUCCUUCUUUGAUGGUACACAAUGGCAAAUCUACAUUAUCCAAUUGUUACGGAGAUUUUUCCAUUAAGACUGGACGGGAGAAGAAAUUUUCGAGAAUUCCAUUAGCUAAUCUUGGGCUUAUGAUGCCUUGCAAUUUCAAUAAUAUACAGAGUUAUUAUCCAUACCAGUUGAUGUCAACUAAUAAAGUCAGUUAUCUAUAUGAGAAAAAUGAUACAUCAUGUACCUCGACAUCUUGCCAAAGCCCCCGAAUCUUUGAAAAAAAUUCAUCGUCCAUAAAAAGUGAAUGCAAAGGAUCACAAACGAAAGCUAAUUCCGUAAAUAAUGCAAUCUGCUGGCACGAUAAUUUAAUAAUCGGCAAGAACCUGGAAAGUAGCAUCGAACGAUUUUUAACUAGGGUUAAAAAUAAUACAGAUUUCAACACUAAGAGGAUCAAUCCGACUUUGAAAAGAUCUGGAGUCUCGUCGAACGAGAGAAAAGAAUUCUUUCAUGUUGGAAGCAAUAAUUAUUCUCCCUGGAAUGAUGCAAAUCAUUGGGGGAAAAAUUAUUACAUGAAAAAAUCUGACACGGCAGUCCAUCGGAGGCAAUAUUACGAUUCACUUUUCAAUUUUCAACGUACAAAAGCUGCGAUUACUCCAUUAACUCCUAUGGCAUCAACAAGUUCAUACGAUUCUCCCUAUUAUGACUACCUACAGCAACAGCAGUCGAUCUAUCAGCACCAGCAGCGUUUAAUUAUGGGCCAACAAUAUGCACAGAGAUUAGCACAAUCCGAGUUCUUAGCUUUUCGUAAUCCCUAUGGUCUAUCCAACGAUUGGAUGUCCCAAUGUACAACAUCCAGGCAAUCACAAGAGAUUGGUUCCAAGGAGUUGAAUUCAAGUUACCCCGGAUGAUGUAGAAUCUACUGGCUUAUAAAGUUGAUUCUGUGAAUGAUCAUGAGCUUGUGAUUUGCAAUUCACACCAGUUCUUCCAUGUAUCCAAGAGAGUAAAAAUGCGAAAAGUGCACAGAAUACAGCUAUACCAGCGGCCACAGUGAGUUGUGAA